GUUUUUGAUAAUUUUACAGCAUGCGGUUUGCGCAAAUAAUUGUGGGUCCUGCGGGCAGCGGCAAGUCGACGUACUGCAGCUUUAUGCAGCAGCAUGCCAUGGACGCCAAACGAAACAUUCAAGUUGUCAAUCUGGACCCGGCAGCCGAACACUUUACCUACAGUCCUCUUGCGGAUAUACGCGAGCUGAUACACCUGGACGAUGCCAUGGAGGAUGACGAGCUGCAGUACGGACCCAAUGGUGGUCUAAUCUUUUGCCUGGAGUUCCUCAUUGAGAACCAGGACUGGCUGAAAGCGCAGCUGUGCGGCGGCGAGGAUGAGCUGAUGGUGGGAGAGCCGGACGAUGAUUACAUUCUCUUUGAUAUGCCCGGACAAAUUGAGCUGUUCACUCAUCUGAAAAUGGGCAAACAGCUGGUACAGCUGCUGGAGUCGUGGAACUUUCGCACUUGUGUGGUCUUCUGCCUCGAUUCGCAAUUUAUGGUGGAUGGCGCCAAAUUUAUAUCGGGCACGAUGGCCGCCCUCAGUGUGAUGGCCAACAUGGAGCAGGCCCAUGUGAAUGUGCUGACCAAAGUGGAUCUGCUGAGUGCUGAUGCGCGAAAGCAGCUGGAUCUGUACCUGGAGCCGGAUGCGCACAAUCUAAUGGGAGAACUGACCAUUGGGUCGUCGUUUGGUGAGAAAUAUCGCAAGCUUACAGAGGCCAUUGGUUCGCUCAUUGAGGAUUUCAGUUUGGUGCGGUUUUUCCCGUUGGACACUCAGGAUGAGGAAAGUAUUGGCGAUCUGCUGCUGCAAAUUGACAACAUUUUGCAGUUCGGAGAAGAUGCCGAUGUCCAAGUUCGUGACUUUGAUGAGCCUGAUGCUAUUGAAAGGGACCCAGAUAUGUGAAGGAUUCAGUCUAUAUGAAUAAUAUUCUGUGAAUUGUUUACUGUAAAUAAAAAUAAGAAAAAAAGAUAA
Molecule: messenger RNA, 950 nt
Organism: Drosophila persimilis
Lineage: Eukaryota; Metazoa; Arthropoda; Insecta; Diptera; Drosophilidae
Product: GPN-loop GTPase 3
Exons: 3
Coding region: 21-881 (286 amino acids)
Molecular function (GO): GTPase activity
Source: RefSeq, a predicted model, not a curated record